AUGGCAGAAGCGGUGCUCUUCAACCUUGCCACCGACAUACUGAAACUCGCUAGUUCCAUCACUUUUUCGAAGAUCCAACUUGUACGAGGUGCGAGGGAUGAGCUCGACAGUCUUAAGGACACCGUCGAGACCAUCCGAGCUGUGCUUUUGGAUGCCGAGAAGCAGCAAUGGCACAACCACCAGCUCAAGCACUGGCUCGGGAGGCUCAAGGACGUGUUGUACGACGUACAGGACUUGCUCGAUGAUGUCGCAACCGAAGAUCUAAUGCGGAAGGUCACUCCUGGCAACAAGGUGUCAAAAGCGGUACGCAUUUUCUUCUCUAAAUCAAAUCCACUUGCACAUCGCCUCAAAGUGGCUAAUGAGAUUCGGGAACUUAAGAAGAGACUAGAUCGGAUUGCAAAUGAUAAGAAGUUCCAUUUAGAGCAGCAUCUGAGUGAGGAAACAAUGACCAUUGUAAGAGGAAAGAAACCUGAAAUUUCCAUACCUGACGAACAAAUAAUUGGUAGGGGAAAGGACAAAGAAAAGAUCAAACAACUUUUGUUUGACUCCUCCUCUAGCAAUACUGUGUCAUUUGUUUCCAUAGUUGGUAAAGGAGGUCUUGGAAAAACUGCACUUGCACAACUUGUGUUCAACGAUGGGGAGGUGGAAAACCAUUUCAAUCUUAAGAUGUGGGUGUGUGUAUCUGAUGUCUUUGAUGUGAAUUUGAUUAUCAAAGAAAUUCUUGAAUCAACAACCAGUCAUGAUCAUGAGAAUAAGCUCUUACAUCAAUUGCAAACUCUUCUUCGUAAGACUCUAGACAAGAAGAAAUACUUGCUUGUUUUGGAUGACAUGUGGAAUGAAAGUCGGCUCAAAUGGUUGGAGCUUGGAGCUUGGCUAGAGGGUGGUGAACAAAGAAGCAAGAUACUUGUAACCACUCGCAGCCACAAAGUUGCGAAGGUCAUGGAUGCAAAAUCAGUUAUCCAUGUUCUACAUGGCUUACCUGAAGAUAAGUCAUGGAACUUAUUUAGGAAAAUGGCUUUUGGAGAUGGGACAAAAUCAUUAGAUCCGGAAUUGGAGAAGAUAGGACAAGAUAUGGUUAAAAAAUGCGCCGGGGUUCCCCUUGCCAUUAGAACUAUAGGAUGCCUUUUGUAUGGCAAAGAGAAAGAUUUAUGGCUCCGUUACAAAGGGCGUGAACUUCCGGAAAUACUAGAAUUUGAUGAGAAUGAUGGUGGAAUUUUGCAAGUCCUCAAGUUUAGUUACGAUCAUCUCCCAUCAAGCUUGAAACAUUGUUUUGCAUAUUGCUCAUUAUUUCCAAAAAAUCAUGUCUACAAGAAAGAAGUGAUGAUAAAUCUUUGGGUGGCACAAGGCUUUAUUGAGUCACAAAAUGGAGAGGAUAACCUAGAAGAGGUCGCCGAAAAUUACUUGUCAGAACUACUAUGUAGGUCAUUCCUCGAUGCUACAAAAACAAAAGGCGACAAUGGGGAGGUCCUAUAUUUCCAGAUGCAUGAUCUCAUGCAUGAUCUUGCCCAAAAAGUUGCUGGAGGUGAAUGCAAGAUUGUCAAUUUUAAAGGAGGAGAUAAUGAUAGAGGAAUUCGACAUGCAUUGUUUAUUUCAGAGAAUUUCUCUAAAGAGAGAAUGGUCUCCUUGAUCAAAACAUCUAAAUUGCGAACAUGUCUCUAUUUGGAAGAAUUUGCCAGAUUCAAUCAUAGAUUUGGUGAACUUGCAGAGUCUUAUACUCUUUGA
Molecule: messenger RNA, 1722 nt
Organism: Eucalyptus grandis
Lineage: Eukaryota; Viridiplantae; Streptophyta; Magnoliopsida; Myrtales; Myrtaceae
Product: putative disease resistance protein RGA3
Exons: 2
Coding region: 1-1722 (573 amino acids)
Biological process (GO): defense response to other organism
Molecular function (GO): ADP binding
Source: RefSeq, a predicted model, not a curated record